UCAGCAAAGGAGUAAAGCAUAAAUAAAUAAAUAAAUCAAAUAACUUGAACAGAGCGUGUGUGUGAGAGUGUAUCAAUGGAGAAGAGAAAAAAUCAAGCUUCUUUACCUUCCAACUAUGUCACUCUCGCUCAACUCCAAGAGCGAUGGCUCAAGCAACAAGCCCAAACCAACCAAGAAGAAGAGAAACCGCUACCUCCAAACCAGAACCAGAACCACCAUAAGGUAGUAGUCGCUUCCACUAGCGGAACCGCUUCUAGGUCUCUUCCUCAGAAGCACUGUGUCGUCAAGACUCGGAACGAUUCCGCUACUCACCGCAACUCGGAGUCUGCCGCCGGAAACGCAACCGUCGAACUCGACGGAAAAGUCAGCGAAUCGAAGAAAAAGAAGAAGAAUCGGAAAGUGAAGCCGGAAGCUAAGACGGAGGAGGGAGGAGCGAGUGGAGAAGGUUCCGCUGCAGCGCAGGGGAACAAAGAGGCGGAGAAAGCCACAAUCCAGAGCGAGUUGAAUGAGAACAAAGGUGGUUCGGAGGUUGAACAGAGAGUUAGGGUUUUAUCGGUGAACUCAAGAAACGCUAAGCGUAACGGAGGAUUAGGAAAAACGAACAACGGUGAUAUGGCCACAACGGAGGAGGUUCAAGUUCAACAGAGAGUUAGGGUUUUACCGGUGAGCUCGGGAAACGGUAAACAGAACAGAGGAUUAGGAAAAUCGAACAACGGUGGUUCGGCAACAAUGGAGGAGGUUCAACAGAAAGUUAGGGUUUCACCUUUGAACUCAGGAAAUGGUAAAGAUAACGGAGGAUCGGGAAAAACGAAGAACGGUGAUUCGGCAACAACGAAGGAGGUUGAACAGAGAGUUAGGAUUUUACCUAUGAAGUCAGAAAACGGUAAACAGAACGGAGAAUUGGGAAAAAGGAACAACCGUUUUGGCCACUCACAAUAUCAGAGGAAGUAUAACAGUAGAGGGAAUCUUGGCUAUCGUAACGGAAGCGGUUACUGCCAACACUCUAAGGUUGUGGCGCAGAAUACAGAGAAGAUGGUUUGGGUGCGGAAAACACUAUAAGGAUGAGAUUGUUGGUGAAAAUUGAGACCUAGCUUUGUGCUCUUGUCAAUCGUUCAAGUUUGUGUCAUUAUUGAAUCAUAUCAUAUUAUAAUAUCUGAUGCAUAUCGUAAAUACCUUUUGGCUAACCCAUACUUAAAUUUAGAGGUUGUAAUUUCUGGUAACGAAGAACUGUUAUGUUCUAUUAGCAAAUAUCAUUCUGAUUUGCGUAUAAAAUCCGCAUCAUGAUUCGCAACUUGGUUUGGUGUGCUUUGUGUCA
Molecule: messenger RNA, 1315 nt
Organism: Cajanus cajan (pigeon pea)
Lineage: Eukaryota; Viridiplantae; Streptophyta; Magnoliopsida; Fabales; Fabaceae
Source: RefSeq, a predicted model, not a curated record